This is a messenger RNA of Topomyia yanbarensis, 1902 nucleotides long. RefSeq names its product thiamin pyrophosphokinase 1-like. NCBI's taxonomy places the organism in Eukaryota, Metazoa, Arthropoda, Insecta, Diptera, Culicidae. Gene Ontology annotation, molecular function: ATP binding; thiamine binding; thiamine diphosphokinase activity. The record is from RefSeq and is a predicted model, not a curated record. Bases 863 to 1783 code for a protein of 306 amino acids. The transcript has 6 exons. Gene Ontology annotation, biological process: thiamine diphosphate biosynthetic process; thiamine metabolic process.
AUUUGAUAUUAUAUUAUUGCAAUUAGAUAAACUUACAAAAGAUUACAAACAAAAAGUUAAUGUUGUUGAUCCAAAUCUUAGCAAAAAAUUGUUUAUUCAGUUGGUAUGGGGACAGACAUGCAAUUUGAAGACAACAUAUAUGCGCUAGUAUAUGCGUAAUUAAAAUGACGACGAAAAUAAGUUGUUUUGAAAACGAGUGCGGAGUAUUCCAGUUGUGACCUACUUCUUGUGGUGGUCAAGUUUCAUUGAAUGAUAGACUGCUUUUAAGAGUAUCAAAAUUUAUUCAUUGGCUACCAUUGUGAAUAACUGUACCUGUAACGGACAAGUUCAUCUGAAACCUUUUAAUUAGAUAUUAAAACUCUAAUCAUUGGCUAAGUUUGUCGCAGUUUUCCCAAUUGUAGAUAGUAAAAUUAAAGUCUUUCCUAGCAAACAAUCGUACAUUCUGUUGGUUAAUUUGAUCUGCAUAGUAUCAGUGAGUAGUUGAGGGAUAUAACAAUAUAAACAUUCGCGAUAUUCUAAUCUGCAUCUGUGUUUCUCAUGCUGAAAUAUCGAUAUAUCGUUUUGCAUCACCUGCUAGUAAAUAUAUCGUUUUGCCUCAUCUGCUUUAGGUUUGUGACCAACGUGCAAUAAUUGCUCAGGCCCGGAAUUUGUGUUUGAGUGACUGCAAAUGUUUUAAUACCCGCACACCGGAAACCCACUGCUACGGUUACGUGCCGGGUGUAAGGAAAGACGAGCAUCAUCGCCAACGUAAAUUUUUGCUUCUGGCCACUGAACCUUCCCAUCAACAACAAACUUUCAGAUGAUUCCGCCAACGAAACAGUGCCAACGAAUAUGCUUCGAAAUGAGAUAGUCAUGUCACGCGAUGACUACAAAGUUCGGAAAAAAAUUUUCCCGAGCGGAGAACAUGAACAUGAUGCAAAAUGAGCCUAUUGGCAGCGACGGCCAUCGAAUCGAUUGGCAGAAGCAGAUUUUCCCCGCACUUUGCACGAUAGUCAUCAAUUCGAACAAUUUCAAGUUGAGAGUCGCAACCACAUGGUCUCCGGCUUACCUAAUCGAUGCGAGCAGCUGUGAUGAUGGACUAGCCGUGAUUUUGCUCAAUCGGCCUAUUCUACUGCACAAGGAAUACUUUCGCUCAGUUUGGAAUAAUGCAAAAAUCCGCAUUACCGUCGACGGGGGUACGAAUCGAUGGGUGGACUUUAUUAAGGAAAAUAUUGGCACAGAAGCACAAUUAAAGCCACCCGAUCUGGCAACGGGGGAUUUCGAUUCUUGCACCGAUGAAUCCAUGUCGUACGUAAUGCGGUUGAAUUGCAAGAUAAUCAAAACACCCGACCAGAAUGCUACAGAUUUUACAAAAUCUCUCAAAGCGCUCCAGAGCGCCGGUUACGAUAGCGAAAUAAGUCGGAUUCUGGUGUUGUGUGAAAGUUCUGGCCGGUUGGACCAAAUCAUGGCCAACAUUAAUACUUUGUUUCUGGCCCGUGACAUUCUACCGAAUGCAUUUGUAUUCUUGCGACCCAGUAACUCUCUCAGUUGGCUGCUACCGGCGGGAACCCACUUAAUACAAAUUCCCCCUCGGUUGGUACACGAACGUAUCUGGUGUUCGCUUUUUCCUAUUGGACAACGGGCCGUAUGUAGAACUAGUGGAUUGCACUGGAACCUCGACAACCGGGUGAUGGAGUUUGGCAGUUUGGUAAUUACUUCGAACACUUACUCUAGCCAGGAAGUUCAAAUUCAAUCAGGGAGCGCCGUACUUUGGUCAAUGGAAACGACCCCGAAGGAUAUGUGAUAAGAGUAUUGCCUGAGCAACUGAAAAUACGUGUUCAUGUCAACGGGCUUUUAGGUGCCUAAUACAAUCACCUCAUUUCUGUAUGUUGCUUUAUUAGAUGUACGAAUAUAUUGAUAUAG